AUGGCAGACACUAAACCCUUCCAGCUUGGAGCAGCCUGCGCUCUCGCCUUUUUCUCUGUCCUAAUCUGUUGGGUUAACGCAGCUUCCUUCCAGCAGCAUCAGCUGCUUCAGAAAGAUCCAGACUAUGUAAUGAAAAACUUGCAAAGGUUCCCAAAUCCCGAUAUGAUCAAAGCUUUGGAAUACAUAGAAGAUCUUCGCAAGCAAACAAACAAGGGAGAAAGCAGCCCUGACUACAACUCUUAUCAAAGUGUCCCAUAUCUCCUGCAACAAAAAGAAAGCAAAGAUCAAGUUCACCUACCAGAUAAUGUAAGGGAUUCUUUGACUGAAGACGAGUCCCAGUGGGUUAAGGUCAUGUUGGAAGCCUUGCGGCAAGCUGAGAAAGAGUCAAAAGUUGGCCCAAAGGAGAAUAAACCUUAUGGUCUGAGUUCAGAUAACUUUCCAGCUGGAGUAACUGAUGAUUAUGAGGCUUACAAGUGGCCUGAGAGGUGGCAGAAGUAUCUCAAAAUGCCACUCGGGCACCACGAAGAUGGUUCGAGAGACAGUCCUUUCAAGCGUACUAACGAAAUAGUGGAAGAGCAGUACACACCCCAAAGCCUCGCUACACUGGAGUCUGUGUUUCAGGAGCUGGGGAAGAUGGCAGGACCUAGUAACCACAAGAAAGAAAGGCUGGAUGAGGACCAGAAAUUGUAUGCAGAUGAUGAAGAUGAUGUGUAUAAAGUGAAUAACAUUGCCUAUGAAGAUGUUGUUGGAGGAGAAGAUUGGAAUCCCGUGGAGGAAAAGGUGGAAAGUCAAACCCAGGAAGAGAUAAAAGAUAGCAAAGAGGAAAUUGAUAAACAUGAAGAGGAGAUUGAUGACGAGAUUAAAAGAUCGGGGAAACUCAGCUUCCUUGAGGAUGAAAUAAGAAGAGACAAUAAAGAUCAAAUGUCAGAGGACGUUUCAAAGCUAAUGAAUUAUUACCUGAAGAGGCUGGUGGGCGGUGCUGGGAAUAGAAAACUAAGGACUGGAGGAGAACUUGAGGAAAAAAGAGCACCUAUGUUUUUGGAUAAACAAUUAGAUCCUCAGUCUAUAGCUCAGCUGAUAGAAAUCUCAAGGAAUUUACAAAUACCUCCUGAGGAUUUAAUAGACAUGUUGAAAGCUGGAGAAAAAAAGCAGCUUCAGAGUGAAAGGUUGGGAGCAGAGCAGGAAGCAGAAUUCCCAGAAGACCUCGACGAGAUCACUGAAACGAAUCUAGGACAGAGCGAUAUAUUCAAAAAUAAUGGAAACUCUAAAAAUGGGUACAUGAAGCAACCUCUUAAUGUUAUUCCAGAAAACCUACCUGAAGACCUCAAUAUUGAAGAUAUUGUCAGUCUUCUGGGAACUGACAAUUUAGCUAAUCAGAAUCCCUCCUACUUACUAAAUCGUCUUAAUCAAGAAAAUGAUUUGCCAAGACUGUCUUACAUUCCCAGAAGAUUGAAGGCACACCCGUUUCCUAAAACUGCCUGGAUGAGCGAUUUGGAGAGGCGACAAAUGGAGCUGGAGAAACUGAACGAGAAGGAUGAAGAACUGGCUGAUUACUUGGCAAAGGUGUUGGCAAAAUAUCCUGAAGUUGUCAAUAUGAACCAAAUGAAACGAGUCCCUGUUCCAGCUUCUGAAAGCGACCUGCAGGAAGAUGACCAACUGGAGCAGGCCAUCAGAGAGCACCUAAGUCAGCUGGGACCACAGGAGGCCGCGAAGUUGGCGUCACUCAGCAAAAGGCUUUCCAUGGUUGGAGAACCCGACGACACGCAGAACAGGCAGUAUCUGGAUGAGGAUAUGCUAGCAAAGGUGCUAGAGUAUCUAAAACAGGAGAAAUCGGAGGUUGAAAGAGAUCACAUUAGUAAACGAGCAAUGGAAAAUAUGUAAUUAUCCCCCAAACAUGAUUUCUCUUCAAUGUAUUGACUUCUAUCCCAAUUCAGUUGUGGUUUAUUCCUGCUCUCCCACUAAACAACCUAUGGUAGACUACUUACCAUUGAACAUAUCUUUCUCAGAGCUGUUAUAUUGUUUAUUGAUAUACUUAUAUAUGUUAUAAACAAACAAAUUGCUUCAAGUGUUUUAAGAAACAAUUUAAUGAAGACAAGUAAAAAUAUAAUAUGUAAACAAAUGACCUUUGCAUUGUUAAUAAAACCUGAUAAAUGAAGAGUGACAAUUAUAAUUUGAAAUUUUUAAGAUUAUUAUUUUGUUACUGUCUGUAGUGGUUUUUGUGGAGUAUCGAAUAAAAAAAAUAAAGCAUUAUAUAUAUAGUUUUAUUUACAAGGUUUUUUCUAUUCAGUGUUUUACUGAUGAAUAAAUUAUUUCUGGACAA
Molecule: messenger RNA, 2320 nt
Organism: Mesitornis unicolor (brown roatelo)
Lineage: Eukaryota; Metazoa; Chordata; Aves; Mesitornithiformes; Mesitornithidae
Gene: SCG2
Product: secretogranin II
Exons: 1
Coding region: 1-1881 (626 amino acids)
Cellular component (GO): secretory granule
Source: RefSeq, a predicted model, not a curated record